GCGGCCCGUUGGGGUUCGGGGGUCAUACCGGGUGUGGGCUCUGGCCUGCCUCCCGGGUCGGCCAGCAGGGUCUCAGCCUACAGGGCUAGGCAGUACUUGGGCCGUCAGGCCCUGUGUCUACAAGAGCCAACAGGGGAAACCGAGGCAGCGAAAGGCCUAGGCAUGAUUCGGAGAGGCGGUGCGGUCACAGCCUGAACUUGUCCCCGCGCGAGAACCCAGCGGGUGCCGCGUCUCAGCCCAGGGCCUCCAUCACUUUUGAAGAGCCAUGUUCCAGGCUGCAGGAGCCGCCCAGACCACCCCCUCUCAUGAAGCCAAAGGCGGUGGUGGCAGCAGCACUGUGCAGCGCUCCAAGUCUUUCAGCCUUCGGGCCCAGGUGAAGGAGACCUGCACCGCCUGCCAGAAGACUGUGUACCCCAUGGAGCGGCUGGUGGCCGACAAGCUCGUUUUUCACAACUCUUGCUUCUGCUGCAAGCACUGCCACACCAAGCUGAGCCUGGGCAGCUACGCAGCUCUGCACGGCGAGUUUUACUGCAAACCCCACUUCCAGCAGCUGUUUAAGAGCAAAGGCAACUACGAUGAGGGUUUCGGACGCAAGCAGCACAAGGAGCUCUGGACCCACAAGGAAGUGGACCCUAGCACCAAGACAGCCUGAGACACCCUGUAAUCUUCUGCUCCCUCUGCAGAGGGCCUAGAACUGGGCCUUUGGAAGGGUGGCAAAGAGGUUGAUUGUAGGCUUGGCUGGGCUGGCAGGGUAGAAGGGGGCACAGCUCCUCAGGCAGAAGAUUCCAGGUGCAGGGCUCUGCUCCAGGAUUCUUUCCUUCUCCCUCGGUGGGUAGGGGUGUGGGAGCAAGGACUGGCGUUUGCUCACCUGCUUCUUUCAGCCUACCCCACCCCACCUCACACCCCCCCCCUGGAAGGCCCCCAAAUGUUUCCCUAACUAGGUGCCUUUUCUCCAGCAAGGAGUCAGCAUGUUCCCCCUCAGGGUCCCAAGCGCCCUCACUGCCACCUGGGCUGUGUGCAGCCCCCAAGUCUCCCCAUCUACCUCUGCCCUUAACCUGGACCCAAGCUACAGGGAACUGGAGGAAGGAGAGCGAGUGCGCCACCUGCUGGGCCUCGUGGUUGCCACUUCUGCAGAAGCAGGGGAGGGGAUGGGGAAGUGGCGAGACAAGGCAGAACCUGCCUUUUGGGGGUUUGGGACCCUCUUGCACCAGGAAGUUAGAAGCCUCUGCCAGGGUGAGAGCCUGAGACCUGCUGGGUGGGCAGCUUCCAUGCUCCCCUUUUAUUCCUGCCCCUCUGUUGUGAUGAACCCCAUUUUAAACAUGUUUAAAUAGA
Cavia porcellus (domestic guinea pig) is the source of this 1332-nucleotide messenger RNA. It is a transcript of the gene Limd2, whose product is annotated as LIM domain containing 2. The record is from RefSeq and is a predicted model, not a curated record. The transcript is spliced from 5 exons. Gene Ontology annotation, biological process: actin filament bundle assembly. Gene Ontology annotation, molecular function: actin filament binding. Lineage: Eukaryota; Metazoa; Chordata; Mammalia; Rodentia; Caviidae. The coding region runs from base 266 to 652 and encodes 128 amino acids. Gene Ontology annotation, cellular component: plasma membrane; actin cytoskeleton.